UGCAAAUGGCCGCUUGACUACCGGGCGCUGUUUCUAGGCGCUGCUGAACCGGUCGUUCGAGGGCGUGUUUUGUAAAUGUUGUUAUACUAUAUUACGGUGAAAGUAUUUCUAAAAUCGGUCUCGAGAUGAUGCAAUUUAUGCUGCUGUUCAGCCGUCAGGGCAAGCUGCGGCUUCAGAAGUGGUACAUGGCUCAUCCAGACAAGUUGAAGAAGAAGAUCACUCGUGAACUAGUCACGACCAUUCUUGCCCGGAAGCCAAAGAUGUGCUCCUUCCUCGAAUGGAAGGACCUCAAAGUCGUCUACAAACGGUAUGCCAGUCUGUAUUUCUGUUGUGCUGUGGAACAGGUGGACAACGAGCUGCUGACUCUUGAAGUAAUUCACCGAUAUGUAGAGCUGCUGGACAAGUAUUUUGGAAGUGUGUGCGAGUUGGACAUCAUCUUCAACUUUGAGAAGGCCUACUUCAUCCUUGACGAGCUGCUCGUUGGCGGCGAGAUGCAGGAGACGAGCAAGAAGAACGUUCUUAAGGCCAUUGCAGCGCAAGAUUUACUUCAGGAGGAAGAAACUCCGCAAGGGUUUUUUGAGGAUCACGGACUCGGUUAGGGCACAACCGUGGGGCUCCGGCCUUCCGCCGAUCGGCCGGGGCUUACGGGCAACUUCUAACAAAGAACGCUCUAAUCUGUCCACCCCCUAAAGAAACCGUUGUGCAUUCCACUCCAAGCAGUCUGUGUUCUCUUGCUGUCUUGCGCGAGUAAUUUCUUUUAUUUUUUAUUUUGAGGUGAGGUGGGAGAACGGCAAUGGUGUGCACACCAGUGGCUUGAUCCAUUUUUUUUUACAUACUUUUUGCUCCCCCCUGCCUUCUUUUUAAUGGAUUUUUGAGUUUGAUUGUGGGUCUGGUUAUCACUUAUCUGCUGUUGAUACUAUGAUACCGAUUGCUGCUGCUCAAGAUUUGGUAUUCUGUUGUGGCCCUGAAGAACCUCUUGAUGUUCAGUGUCGGCAGUGCUUACUGGCUCGGCCAUUCUCACAGGUGUCACCAUAUUUUGUGGCAUAAUGACAGCUGUGGAUGUACGGCCGUGUGAACAACAGCAGGAAAAUGGCAUUGCACAGUGAUGUGAGUGUUUUGCCAUGUUGAGACCUAUCUAAUUUGGUAGUAGGUAGCUGUUUUGUUGUGCCAACAGCGCAGUGUAAGUGUGUUACAGGUUGUGUUUUAUGUUAUCAGAGUGUUUUCAAAAGAAGUAACUUUGAUUGGUUAGGGCCGAGUUUAUUGCUAAAUGUUUUUCUGGCAGCUUUUUUAAAACGUCGUAUGAUUGGGGCUGCUCAUAAUACACAGUUCCCCUAAUGACGGUGCAAAGAUGUUCUUGUUUAGUGUGGUUGUGAGUAUUCUGUGAGGCCAGGCAUUAUCUGCUCAAAACAUAUGGAACAUUGACUUGGAGAUCAGUGUGUAAGCUGAUUAGCGCUAAUGAUGCCACAUAAUGGCAUCAUAAGUACACUGACUGAGGGUGGUCCACACAGCAUGACAGUUGAGGCCUGCUGUCUGGAGCAUAGCUUUCUGUGCAGACAUGGAUGAAGUACGAUCGCAUGCUUUGCAUGGACUUUGAAUGGCAGCCACAUGUUUGAGCAGACUGUUUGUCAGGUGUUGUAUAGAUUAGAAGUGAUUUUUUUCUUUUUUCUUUUUUUAUGUGGCAUUAAUUUUUUUUGUUCAUGUAAAAUUUUGAAUGGCAAUUUCCCUGCAAGUUGGGACGUAGUUGUGCAGCUGUACUUGCCCUGUUGGAACUUGUUAACGAACCUGAAGAUAGUGUCAGUGUCGCACCUAGUUUGUGAGUCAUUGUGUUAAAGUUUUCUUAGGACGGUUUAUGAGGCUUAGUUUCUGUGUAAGAAAGCUUAUGACCAAGGCAAAUUUCCAUCCAUUUGUAAUGAAGCAUAGUUUCUUCCUAAAUGAUUAUUAGAGAUUGUUGUGAAUCAGAAAGGCGUUGAGUUGCUUUCAAGUGCUGGCUUUAAGAGUGGUUUUCUGGGUUUGGGGGUGUUACAGGGGAUUUUGUGAUGAAUUUCUAGUUCCAUUCAUGCACUUAGGAUUUCCUUACGCGACUUCCAAGUCAUCCAAGUGUGUCUACAAAGCAUUAGUGUGAAGGUGUCGUAGGCCACAAGUUGUACCUCAACGGUAGCUUGUCAUUUUCAAACACUCCAAAGGUCGGUGUUCGAGAGUCAUGUUUUACAUGAAAGGUUUCGCUUCUCUUUUGCUCUUUCAUUCAUGACAAGUCAGAGCAACUCCUCUCCAAGGUUGUUUUCAAAUGUCUAAAGCUCUAAGGCUUUUUGUUUCGUGAACAUGGUUAUUAUUUUGGAACUGAGGCAGCCAAUUUGGGCUUGCCAGUAGCCUGUAAUCUUAGUGGCACAUAACACAGUGAUACGAGAUCAGGGCCUGCAGGAACGGCUGCAAGCGAGAAAUGCAUGCAGCGAAAGUAACAAGCCAUGACCAAUGCAUCUUAAAGGUGAUAAAAGGAACCAAUGCUAGCUUUGCAGCAAGGCAUUCUUCAUUUCUAGGUAUUACCAAUAGUUUUGAUGAAGCUAUAGUCUGGGCUGCCUCUUUUUUGGAGUUCAGUGCACUGAACAAGCUGCUGGAAUUCGGAGUAGGGGAAGCAUGCAUGCACUACAAUCAGGUCUGGUGCUCGGGUUAACGCUGGUACUUGAGAUAACAGUAUUACAUCCAUACGAUGCAGCACUGAUUGCAAGCACAGUUGAUUGUUCACAUGUCCUUAUUGCUUACCCGGACAUCUGUGUACAUGAGAUAAACAUGUUUGGCAAUCUUUCAGGUUGAAUUAGCUCAGACUGAGGCAUUCCUUGUUUUUCUUGAACGCUGGGGUAGCACUUUUAUGAAAUAGUAGGUUAAUUUGAGAGGGAAGUGCAUUUUCUGGCUUUUACGUUGUGUCUGUGCAAGUGUGCACGUUGUGAAUUGCUGUGUUCUUUGACUUUUUUCUUUUUGAUCUUCAGUGAUGUCCUGCACAUUUUACUUGUUACCUUUGACUGGUUGCUGAAUUUUUUAAAAGUGCUGCAUAGUGAGUUUUGUCAGUUUGAGAGGAGCUUUACAAGAUUCCUGCUUGUCAUGAAUCAGCCCGAAAUGUUGGGUAUGCUUUUUUUUUUUUUUUCUGAUUGAGGGAAAGGCGAGGAAGCGUUGCCAUUUGUGAUAUCUUCAAGCCCUAGGUACUACUUUAUGGGGUUCAUAUAACUGUGAUCUCAUCAUUUUAAGAGCAAAACAAAAGUACUUCUUUCUUUGGUAGCGUUGCCAUCAGAUGUGUUGCUGGUUUCUUGGCAUGAAGCUCGGCACGAAGAGCUAUAGGGGUGACUCCUUAUUGAGUUUUGUGCUUGUCUUGAAAUGAAGUCAGAUGACACGCAAAGAAGUCAGAUGCUUGACAGGUGACUGCACAUUCACCUUUCUGUACAUUUGCGAGUGCACUGUUAUAGCACCGCUAUAUCAUGUUCCUUUUUUUUGUGCUUGCACAAGCAGCUUUUAUUGAGCUGAACCGCCUUUUACUGUGGGUGCAGUUUAAUUUACUUAUACAUGCCACUCUUUAUUAGAUGCAACUGGCUCUGUGUGCUUCACAAUAAACUUUGAAUUUCUUUAUUGAUUAUUGAGACCCCCAGGGCUGAAGAUAUUAUGACUCUGUUGCAUCUGCUUUAGAGUAGAAGGGCAGCAAAUUCUUCUCCGUGUUGAAAGCUGAACAAGUCCUCACAGAUAACGAAAUGUGCCCAAAUGAAUUGUUUGAGAAGUGAUUUCCUUUUGUUGCUUAUCAGAAAAUUGAGACACCCCAAGCUUUUGCUUUAUCUUUUUUUUUGUUUGUUGAGCAAGUUCUAGGCUGUGUACACACUAGAGUCAUAACAAGGCACAUUUGCCAGUGUUGCAAGAAAUGUGUACGAGUUUUGAGUCACCCUCACAGAGUCUGAUGUCACUGGUUAGAUAAAAUGUGAUAGUUAUGGCCAUAGUGUAAACUUGCCUUAAAGCUGCAUUUUUUAUUUGCACUUUACAGCAUGUGUAGUGGUCCUUUGCAUAUGCUUUUGUUUAGUGUACCAGAAAUGAGCUGCAGUUAUGUCUAGUGUGAGUGUGUGAACAGUCCUCAAUUGAUGUUAAUUAUCUGUCGUUGUUGUAACCGACUAUUGCAGGUUGUUUUGACUACUUAAUACUUUUUAUCAGUGUGCAAUAAUGGCACUGGAGAGUACUGUUUAUUUGAAGGAAUGUGCAAACUUUUGUUUGCCAUGUUCUGGGGCAGCUGAAAUGUAAUAUGUUCCUAAACAGGUAUCAUGGCUGGUUUGGCAUUCAAAGCAAUUCAUGCUGGACAAAAGAAAAUGGUGUGCUUUGAAUAGCGAGGUGUGUCAGUUCUACUGUGAACCCAGGAACUGAUUAUCAUUAAAUUUUUAAGGCACAUAAUGUGCUGAUUAACAUUUUUGUGGAAGCUUGCAUGGCGUUUUUCCCAGUUAAAGCCUUUUCAUUGCAGUGUUGCUUGUCCAAAGGGCAUAUGCCAAGCAUCUUCUCAUGGCGAGUCCUUUCUUGCCAACAUGUUCGGUGUUUUACACCAUGUGAGGUUUGUUAACCUGCUUAGCUUUGAAAGGCAUUGGGUAUAGGAUGAGAAAAAGCAUAGAUGUCAAAGUAAAUAUUUCAAUUGCUCUUCUGUGAGCGUUUCUGUCGAAACCAGCUUGUAACUGAGAUAUAGUGAACUGCAUGGCCUGCCCUAGUGAUGAAAGGAAAAUGUAACUGACCAAGUGGGUUCAUUUCUUUUCCUUGUUGCUGGAAUUAGGCAUGAUGCUGACCAUCUGGCCACUUGUAUGCUAGUUAUGGGCACACUGCUCCAGAAACAAAGGGAGCUGAUUUGUUGUUGCUAUAGAGCUUUCUGCCGCCAGAUAAGUGAGCAUACUGGUGUGCAUUGUCUGGGAGAUCAGUGACUACUUCCGUGCAGUGCCGAAAGCAGGCGUAAAUAAUCUGUUGAAAGGCAAGUUGUGCAGGUCACGUUGACACACUGCCUGUGGGAAGAAUCGUGAGCAGACUGACUACCUGUUUCUGUGCUUUUUUUUCUUUGCCCAUCGCAUAACUGUUUGCUCAGCAGUGUCGCAUGCCUUUCAUCCCAUGACUGGACUUCGUCCAUGCUUUCCUUCAGGACUUCAGCUGUCUGUCCAUUGAGGUCAACCUCGAUAAGUCUUGAGUGGUUUGCUUGUGUGCUUUGUUGAUACCUGCUGCUUAUGAUCUUUUUGUUUGAGUGCCAGUGUACUUGCUGCUCAGUGGUGAAAGCAGAGGUGAUCUGUUGCUUGUGCGCCCCUGUUAUUUUUCUUAAAUGUAUUUCAACGAAUCGCUGUGUGACAUUGAUCAAAAUUGGCAUCUGCUACAUGUUUAUCAGGACGGCUGUGCUGUAAACGAAGCAGAAUAAAGUGUACCUACAAAUGUG
Molecule: messenger RNA, 5422 nt
Organism: Dermacentor silvarum
Lineage: Eukaryota; Metazoa; Arthropoda; Arachnida; Ixodida; Ixodidae
Gene: AP-1sigma
Product: AP-1 complex subunit sigma-2
Exons: 5
Coding region: 126-599 (157 amino acids)
Biological process (GO): intracellular protein transport; vesicle-mediated transport
Cellular component (GO): intracellular membrane-bounded organelle; membrane coat; AP-1 adaptor complex
Molecular function (GO): clathrin-cargo adaptor activity
Source: RefSeq, a predicted model, not a curated record